AUGGCCGCCCAACAACCUCUCAAGAACGAAGCCGCCUGGCUCACUUCCGAGAAAGCCUACCCACUCCAAGUCAAGGAAGCCCCCUUUCCCGAGCCCGUCGGCGACGAAAUCAUCAUCAAAGUCGGCGCCAUAGCCGUCAAUCCCGUCGACUACGUCCUCCAAGAAUCAGCCUUCUACCCCCUCCCCUACCCGUGGAUCCUCGGCACCGACAUAGCCGGCCACAUCCACGCCCUCGGCCCCUCCGCCGACACCACCAUCUUCCGCCCCGGCGACCCCGUCCUCGCCCUCACCCCCGGCUUCGACGCCAGGGACCCCGCCGGCGGCGCCUUCCAGCGCUUCGUCAGGCAGCGGCCGCCGCUGGUGGCGAGGAUCCCCCCCGGCCUGCCGCUCGCCGACGCGUGCGUCGUGCCGCUGGCGACGGGCACGGCGGCGGCGGGGCUGUUUGAAGACGGGUUUUUGGGGUUGCGGUUGCCGAGUGCGAUUCCUGCUGUUACUACUGGCGCCGGUGUUGAGGGGGGUGGGGAGGGGGAGGGGGAUGGCGGGAAGGAGGGCGGGAACGAAAAGGAUAAGGAAGUCUUGCUGGUGUGGGGCGCGGCGAGCAGCGUGGGGAGCUGCGCGGUGCAGCUGGCGCGGUGCGCGGGGUACGAGGUCUGGGGCGUUGCGGGGGAGGCGAACGCGGGGUAUGUGGUUGACGGGCUGGGGGCGGCGCGGGCGUUUGAUUAUCGGGCGGAGGGCGUGGUGGAUGGGAUUGUGGAGGCGUUUGUGGGGAGGCGGUUUGCGGGCGUGUUUGAUGCGGUGAGCGUGGGGGGUGCGGUCGAGGCGUGUGUGGAGGUGGCGGCGAGGGUGGGGACGGAGGGGAGGAGGUUCGUGGCGAGCGUGCGGUGGUUGCCCGAGGGGUUGAAGGACAAUUUGCCGGAGGGCGUCGAGGCGAAGUGGAUGUGGGGGAGCAUGAGCGGGAAGACGGAGGUGGGGCCGGCGGUGUUUGGGACGUUUUUGCCCAAGGCGUUGGAGGAUGGCCGGUUCAAGUGUAUGCCGAGGCCGGAGGUGGUGGGGGAGGGCUUGGAGAGUUUGCAGAAGGCGUGCGAUGUGCUGAAGGGGGGCGUUUCGGCGAAGAAGAUUGUUGUUACUUUGUAG
Molecule: messenger RNA, 1134 nt
Organism: Diplodia corticola
Lineage: Eukaryota; Fungi; Ascomycota; Dothideomycetes; Botryosphaeriales; Botryosphaeriaceae
Product: zinc-binding oxidoreductase
Exons: 3
Coding region: 1-1134 (377 amino acids)
Molecular function (GO): oxidoreductase activity, acting on NAD(P)H
Source: RefSeq, a predicted model, not a curated record